Saccoglossus kowalevskii is the source of this 986-nucleotide messenger RNA. Its product is annotated as uridine-cytidine kinase-like 1. NCBI's taxonomy places the organism in Eukaryota, Metazoa, Hemichordata, Enteropneusta, Harrimaniidae. Gene Ontology annotation, molecular function: ATP binding; kinase activity. The record is from RefSeq and is a predicted model, not a curated record.
CUAAUGGAUUUGAAGGUUUUUGUAGAUACUGACUCCGACAUCCGAUUGGCUCGUAGACUAAGUCGUGAUAUAUCUGAACGAGGCAGGGAUAUUGUUGGAGUUUUAAAACAAUACAAUAAAUUUGUGAAGCCAGCUUUUGAGCAGUUUAUUGAACCCAGCAUUCAGCAUGCUGAUAUUGUAGUGCCCAGAGGAGGUGAAAAUGAAGUUGCCAUGAAUCUGAUUGUACAGCAUGUACAUAGAGAGUUAGAAAAUAGAGGUUUUGUUUUCAGGGCUCAUUUAGCUGAUGCUCACAUUGGACAGCCAUUGCCGGAUAGUUUAUACGUCGUAGAUAACACCACACAAGUUAAAGGUCUUCACACAUUUAUCAGAAAUAAAAAUACGGGUCGUGAUGAGUUUAUAUUCUAUUCCAAAAGAAUUAUGAGAAUACUUAUAGAAUAUGCUUUAUCAUUGCUGCCAUUCAAGAAUGUUACAGUGAAGACACCUCAGGGCACAACGUAUGAAGGAAAACGAUUCAGCGGUAAACGUAUAUGCGGUGUGGCAAUUUUACGUGCGGGUGAGACAAUGGAACAAGCACUUUGUGAAGUCUGUAAAGAUAUCAGAGUCGGGAAAAUUCUAAUUCAGACAAAUUCCGAGACUGGAGAACCAGAGUUACAUUAUUUAAGAUUACCUAAAGACAUUAGCGAAGAUCAUGUGAUAUUAAUGGAUGCUACCGUGGCAACCGGAGCAGCAGCCAUUAUGGCAAUUCGAGUUUUGUUGGAUCAUAAUGUCGCAGAAGAAAACAUUUUACUUUGCUCUUUGCUUAUGGCAGAAUUAGGUGUUCACUCGGUAGCAUAUGCCUUCCCUAAAGUAAAGAUUGUCACCACAGCUGUGGACAAGGAAGUAGAUGUAAAUUUCCAUAUCCUACCAGGAAUCGGUAAUUUUGGUGACAGAUAUUUUGGUACAGAUUGAAGAAACUAGAAAUAUUUAAUAUUACUGUAUUUUACCAG